Gekko japonicus is the source of this 570-nucleotide messenger RNA. RefSeq names its product complexin-3-like. The transcript has 5 exons. Gene Ontology annotation, cellular component: terminal bouton; SNARE complex. Gene Ontology annotation, biological process: synaptic vesicle exocytosis; regulation of neurotransmitter secretion; neurotransmitter transport. Gene Ontology annotation, molecular function: syntaxin binding. Bases 1 to 570 code for a protein of 189 amino acids. Lineage: Eukaryota; Metazoa; Chordata; Lepidosauria; Squamata; Gekkonidae. The record is from RefSeq and is a predicted model, not a curated record.
AUGCCGUGGGGAGAAGACUUGGCGGUACCCAGGGAUGAGAAUGGGAUUGUCCCUGUUCAUUGCUGGGUCCCCCGAAUGGAGGUACCCCAUCUUCCAAACUCGGCCCUCUUCCCUAUGGAAUCCGCCGCGAAAUUGGCAUGUGGUGCCCCAGCCAGGCAAUUGUUGUGCUGUAUCUCGGCCGACUUCCCCAGGGACAAGGAGUCCAGGGCCCCCCCGUGCCCCAGCCAGGACCGAGGCCCGCAGCGACCACAGUGGAUGAUCAGCCCGAAGCAGAAAAACAAGCGGGACACAGCCUUUGCACAAAGGAAGGCUGAACGAGCCGCCAUGAGGGCCCAACUCCGGGAGAAAUAUCAGCUGCCCAAGAGCCGGACAGAUAAGAAGCAGAUGGAAGCGGCUGGGGGCAAGCUGACGUUCCCCCAAGACCUGCUGGCGAUCGUGAAGUCCAAGGCCACCUCGGACGCUGGCUCUCUCUUCCCCAGCUUCAGCGACCUGGAUUUCGGCUCCUUCCAGAUGACCGCACGGAACGCCAUGAGGUCUCUGCAGCAUCCGGUGCAGUGCCCUGUCAUGUGA